AUGGAGGCCCCCCCGGAGCCCCAGGCCAACGGGGAGGCGGUGGGGGCUGGGGGCGGGCCCAUCUACUACAUCUAUGAGGAGGAGGAGGAAGAGGAAGAGGAGGAGGAGGGGCCCCCCCCAGAACCUCCAAAGCUUAUCAAUGACAAGCCCCACAAAUUCAAAGAUCAUUUCUUCAAGAAACCCAAGUUCUGCGAUGUCUGUGCCCGGAUGAUCGUGCUCAACAACAAAUUUGGGCUCCGCUGUAAGAACUGCAAAACUAACAUUCACGAGCACUGUCAGUCCUACGUCGAGAUGCAGAGGUGCUUCGGCAAGAUCCCCCCUGGUUUCCACCGGGCCUACAGCUCCCCGCUGUACAGCAACGAGCAGUACGCGAGUGUCAGAGAUGCCUCGGCUGCCAACCGCAACGACCCCGUGUUUGAGACGCUGCGCACCGGGGUGAUCAUGGCGAACAAGGAGCGGAAGAAGGGGCAGGCUGACAAGAAAAACCCCCUAGCGGCCAUGAUGGAAGAGGAGCCCGAGUCAGCCAGAGCAGAGGAAGGCAGCCCGCAAGAGGGCAACCCUGAAGGGGCUAAGAAGGCAGAGAAGAAGACUCCUGAUGACAAGCACAAGCAGCCCGGCUUCCAGCAGUCUCACUACUUUGUCGCCCUCUAUCGCUUCAAGGCCCUGGAGAAGGACGAUCUGGAUUUCCCACCCGGAGAGAAGAUCACCGUCAUCGACGACUCCAACGAAGAGUGGUGGCGGGGGAAAAUAGGGGAGAAGGUCGGGUUUUUCCCUCCGAACUUCAUCAUCCGGGUCCGUUGUGGAGAGCGCGUGCACCGCGUCACGAGGUCCUUCGUGGGCAACCGAGAGAUAGGGCAGAUCACUCUCAAGAAGGACCAGAUCGUGGUGCAGAAAGGGGACGAAGCCGGAGGCUACGUCAAGGUCUACACCGGCCGCAAGGUGGGGCUGUUCCCCACCGACUUCCUGGAGGAGAUUUAGGGGCGCAGCCUGCCUGCGCCCCACGUGGGCCGGGCCCGGACGCUGGGGGGAAGGCGCGAAGGGCCCGCUGCUGGC
Condylura cristata (star-nosed mole) is the source of this 1053-nucleotide messenger RNA. It is a transcript of the gene STAC3, whose product is annotated as SH3 and cysteine rich domain 3. Gene Ontology annotation, cellular component: extrinsic component of cytoplasmic side of plasma membrane. NCBI's taxonomy places the organism in Eukaryota, Metazoa, Chordata, Mammalia, Eulipotyphla, Talpidae. The transcript has 10 exons. Bases 1 to 978 code for a protein of 325 amino acids. Gene Ontology annotation, biological process: skeletal muscle contraction; positive regulation of voltage-gated calcium channel activity; positive regulation of protein localization to plasma membrane. The record is from RefSeq and is a predicted model, not a curated record. Gene Ontology annotation, molecular function: protein binding.